Messenger RNA from Talaromyces amestolkiae, 1404 nucleotides. RefSeq lists its product as uncharacterized. The record is from RefSeq and is a predicted model, not a curated record. Bases 1 to 1404 code for a protein of 467 amino acids. Gene Ontology annotation, biological process: cytoplasmic translational initiation. Lineage: Eukaryota; Fungi; Ascomycota; Eurotiomycetes; Eurotiales; Trichocomaceae. The transcript has 2 exons. Gene Ontology annotation, molecular function: translation initiation factor activity. Gene Ontology annotation, cellular component: eukaryotic translation initiation factor 3 complex; cytoplasm.
AUGCCCGCACCUACCAAUACCCUUCUCAUUGAGGGGUCGUUUACGGAGCUGUGCGAGGAGCUCGCUCAAUACAUCGACGUGCUCCGUUCCAACGAAGAAGGUGCCAGUGUCAACACCGAGAUUGCUCCUUUGCUCGAGCCUUUGCGGCAACAGGAACAGAAUGGCGAGGAUGCGAACUUAGGACAACGCGAUGAGGUCUUGAAGAAGAUUGUUGCUGCGGCUGCGGUUUUGAAUAAUGCUCCCGAGAAGGAGUUCAUCCCUGCUUAUAACCUCCUCGUUCAUCUCAUUCAGCAAUCCUCCGACCCGGAUAUCUUCCUUUCCCGAAUUUGCAUUUACCUGUCAAAACCCGUCACAUCCUCCGCACAAUUCGGCCCUUCGCUGGCCCUAACCAUUUUGACCACCAUCUUCAACACUCUCGCCCCCUCCGACUCAAGCCGAUACCAUGUCUUCCUUGCCAUUAUCGCCGUCAUCCGUCAAUCGGGUUCCACGUCUGCCUACGAAGCCCUGAAAGGUCAGUUAGUCUCUCAGCUCCCCAACUGGCUCGCCGCCUGGGAGCUCGACGAGGAGGAUGCCCAAAAAUUGCACUUGGCCGUUGCAGACGCCGCCGAAGCCGCCGGUGACAGCGAACUUGCGCACGCCCACAUCGUCGAAGCCCUCCAGUCCAUCGAUGCCAACGAAGCAUCCAGUAAGGAAAGUCGGGAACUUGCCAUCCGCGCUCUCACAUCUGCACUUUCUCACCCUGCUAUUUUCGAUUUCACAUCUCUGUCUGCCUCGGAUGCCGUGCAGGCCCUUCGGUCUAGCGACACUUCUCUUUUCGAGCUUCUUGAGAUUUUUGCUGCCGACACCCUCGAUGCAUAUGAAGAUUUUGUCUCGUCGACUCCUUUGAGCUCGAUCUCCGGUGGUGUGUUGGCGGAAUCUGGCGAUGCGCUUCAAACAAAGUUGCGUCUGUUGACGCUUGCUUCGCUCGCCUCUUCGACUCCCUCUCGUUCCCUGCCCUAUGCCACGAUAGCAUCCGCCCUUGGCGUCGCCGAUACUGAAGUCGAGAAAUGGGUCAUCGACACCAUUCGCGCAGGUCUUGUCGAGGGAAAAUUGUCGCAGUUGCGCUCUGAGUUCUUGGUCCACCGUGCCACAUACCGAGUAUUCGGCGAGAAGCAAUGGGCCGAAGUGCAGGGACGUCUGUUCGUCUGGCGUCGCAGCCUGGAAGGUGUCCUAAGCGUGAUCCGUACCGAACGCGAGCGAUAUGCACGCGAACUCCAGCAGCAACAGGCUGCAGCACAGGCCGCCGAAGAAGGCGGUCCUGCUGGCAAGGGAGGCGAUAAGAAGCUCGGCGACAGAAGACGGCCUCACCAGCAACAGAACCAGUCACAACCUCGUGAAGUUGAUCUUUUAGGCGAGGCUGACUAG